AUGUCUACAUUACCAGACACCCUCCGAGCUCUAUUUAAGCUAGAUACAGAGACCAGGCACAGGAAGGAACUUGGGCAGUUGGCUGCUAAUCUGGAGGCUACUACUACAAAGGCAGAGCAAGCUUCUACAGACUUGCAAAAUAUAAAGCAAGGUUCCACAAAAGCACUGGCAAAGCUUAACACCAAACUGGCCAAGAAUACUACGGCUUUAACGGAAAUGGAACAAGAGCUAUCAAAAGCCACGGAAGCUCUUGCCGCCAAGUCCUCCGAGUCCGAAGACAUCUUAAAGACAUUCUCCGAAAUAAAGCAAAGUCAUAGCAACUGUUCCAAGACGAUCAAGUCCUUAGAAAUUGAUUUUCGAGACGCCAAAGCUAUCAACAACGCCAGUCGAACAAGCACCCAUGCGGAAGCUGAUAGAAUGAAGAAAGGAAUCGCAAAAGCUACCGCGGAUCUCGAAGCACGUCUUAACGAAUUAGAAUAUUAUAAUCAGGGACUGGAGAGGAAAUGCCGUAUGUUUGAAGAUAGAUACUCCGAGCAAGUGGUUGCAUCUGCGAAGAAAGAAGAGCAACUCAUUCGAAGCGUGGUGGAGGAACGGCGCUCCCAUGAUCAAGUUUUGGAAUUGCAGCGAGAUCUCGAGAAAGAGGAGAAUAGAUUUUUCGAAUUAGAGUUGAAGUUUCAGAAUCUUUGUCAUAAAUUUGGUGUUGAUAGGAAAUGA
Messenger RNA from Botrytis sinoallii, 714 nucleotides. RefSeq lists its product as uncharacterized. Bases 1 to 714 code for a protein of 237 amino acids. The record is from RefSeq and is a predicted model, not a curated record. Lineage: Eukaryota; Fungi; Ascomycota; Leotiomycetes; Helotiales; Sclerotiniaceae. The transcript has 2 exons.